Molecule: messenger RNA, 2674 nt
Organism: Cheilinus undulatus (humphead wrasse)
Lineage: Eukaryota; Metazoa; Chordata; Actinopteri; Labriformes; Labridae
Gene: kctd1
Product: potassium channel tetramerization domain containing 1
Exons: 5
Coding region: 629-1660 (343 amino acids)
Biological process (GO): protein homooligomerization; negative regulation of DNA-templated transcription
Cellular component (GO): nucleus
Molecular function (GO): transcription corepressor activity; transcription factor binding
Source: RefSeq, a predicted model, not a curated record
AUUAGUAUGUGGUGAGAUAUGCAUAGUGUUAAAAAUUCAUAAAUGUGGCAAAUGAUUUUUAAAAACCUGGUCUGCAUGAGCUUAAGACUGUUGUGUGAGUGUGUUAGGGGGUGGAGGAUAUUAAGGGGCCAUUUUUUUGUCCAGGUGGAUGAGUGGGUUGGUCACCGUUUGGGUCCUUUCCCCUGAACUUUGUGGCUCUGUUAUUUUCUGAAGAAGCGUGCAGCUGAACAAUGAACAUCUGGAGCAGUGUGACCGCGCGCACAAACACUGCUGCAAAAGAGCAAAGGCCAGAUGUGACAGGUCCAGAUGUGCGCCUUUAACCCCGACUCGAUAACAACAUGAUCUUUUUUUUUUCCCUCUCCCAGUCAGGCAGGAUUAGUUAAAUUCUGAAAAUGCGACACUCAUACCUGCCACUGAAACAGCGACAGCCCAGAAGAGCCGCGGGCGCUACAAUGCUAAUGUUGUCGGGGGCUUUGACUUCUCCCAGCCAUUGCAAAGACGCUGCUCCGUGUGACAGCCACGGCGCCGCUCUUCCUCCGGUGCUCGCUUUUUCACGCCUCUCCACGUCUCGCAGGUGUGUGCUGGGAGUCAAAAAAGGAAGAAAAAUAUCUCCAAAGUCUGCGCCGUAAUGGACGAAACGGACAUCAUGGACUUAACGCAUCAGAAAGCGAGGAAACGACCGCGUCCAAUCAGUUCCGUGGAUGAGUCGGUGCACGCGACCCUCAAACGGCUCCCGAUCCGAGCGCCGGAGUGCAGGGAGCCCUCCUCACUCAUGUUUGCAGUCCGAGGAGAGCCGGUGCCCGCUGCGUCUCUCAAGCAGAAUGACCAUUCGGUGACUUCCUCUCCAAACACAGUGAUGCCGGCGCAGGAUAAUCGGUCCAGCAUGUCCAGACCCAUGAUCACACGGUCACCAGUGUCUCCCUUGAGUAACCAGGGCAUCCCCACACCUGCACAGCUCACCAAGUCCAACGCCCCUGUGCACAUUGAUGUGGGCGGACACAUGUACACCAGCAGUCUGGCCACCUUAACGAAAUUCCCUGAAUCCCGAAUCGGUCGUCUCUUUGAUGGCACAGAGCCCAUAGUCCUGGACAGCCUGAAGCAGCACUACUUCAUUGACAGGGAUGGACACAUGUUCCGCUACAUCCUCAACUUCCUCAGGACGUCCAAGCUCCUCAUCCCAGACGACUUCAAAGACUACAGUCUGCUGUAUGAAGAGGCGCGGUACUUCCAGUUGCAGCCUAUGCUGGCUGAGAUGGAACGCUGGCGUCAGGACCAGGAGCUGGGCCGGGUGUCAUGCCCCUGCGAAUGUCUUGUGGUACGUGUUGCACCUGACCUUGGUGAGAGGAUCACGCUCAGCGGAGACAAAGCCCUGAUCGAAGACGUGUUCCCCGAAAUUGGCGACGUCAUGUGCAACUCUGUGAACGCCGGCUGGAACCACGACUCCACGCACGUCAUCCGCUUCCCUCUGAAUGGAUAUUGCCACCUCAACUCUGUGCAGGUUCUAGAGCGUCUCCAACAACGCGGCUUCGAGAUCGCCGGUUCCUGCGGCGGAGGUGUGGACUCGUCCCAAUUCAGCGAGUACGUCCUGAGGAGGGAACUGAGGAGGACGAGUCAGCGAGGACCCAAUUCAAACAGGAUAAAGCAGGAGCAGCUGGACUAGAGACCUCCCGACAGCAGGAGGUGCUAGACUUUUUUUCUGUGGCAGCCAAAACGCUUCAACGCUGCAGAGCUCUGUGGACUCUGUUUUUCUUCGUUUCCUUGUUGAUGUUUUUGUUUUCUUAAACUUGAGAACCAUCUAGAGAAUUAAAAAAUGAGGUGCAACAGGAGAUUUUUUGCCAUAAGAAGAUACAGGACAUUGGAUAAGUUUGAGAUUGCAAGGACAUUUGUGAUUGUCUAGCCCCCCAUGAGCCAAUUUAAAAAGGAUUUAUAUAUGCUGGAUCCCCACGCAAAGUUUGUUUUAAAACUUAGAGCCUACAUUAGGUUGAAUAUGAUUUCUAUUAUACCCAUAUAAAUUGAAAAAAAGGCUUUUAUCGCUGAUUUAUGUUGCAUAGCUUGUCACCAGUGACUAGAUUUUGUUUCCUCACUGGCUAAUUGGAAAAGUCUGUUUCUAUCCCUCGCUGUAUAAAAGGUCACUAAUGUGUUGCUUACAGUACAGAAUGUCUCAGUUGUCAUAAACAUUUGUUUGAAAAACAUCUUUUUUCACAAUUAACAUAAUGUUGAAUAUUGUGAUACCAAUGAAGUGUUUUUUUUUUUUUACUUUGAUGGAAGUUAUUUUAUUGGAUUUAGCCAUAAACUAUAGUUGACAUUAGUCUCAUUUAAACAUAAAAGCAUUCUAUACACAGUAAAUACAAUGAUUUAGGAAGUUAAAGUCACACAAUUUGCCUCACUGGGGAGUAUAAACAAUUCUUACAAUUAUUUGAUUGGAUCAUAAUUUCCUGCGAGUCAUGGCCUGUAAAUUUUCAUUGUAUAUGUGUUUGUGUUUUUUACAUUGAAUCUUUUUAAAGCAGAUUUGUUGCCUCAGACAUGACUGAACAGAUUAAAGCUUAUUGUACUACCCACUCCGAGAUCACUUUUACUUGUAGCACAUGUUGAUAAUAUGAAGUCGGAUAUAAAGAAUUUCUAUGACUGACCCACCUACGCUCCCUAGAUUUGAGAAAAGAGGAAUGUAGCAAAA